AUGAGCUAUUCAGCCUACCUGCAAAAGCCACCGAAGGGCACGUGCAGAGAGCAGGCGGAGGAGGCCGCCGCCGGGCUGGGGGUUGUGACCUCGGCGUCUCGCCCGGCGACGCGGAACAAUGCGCAACAGGAGGGAGGCCGGGCCUUCGUCCCCCUGCCGGCCUGCGUCAGUGUGCUGGACGGGCCAGUUCAGGAGGGUGGCGGCGGCUCCAGGGCAAGCAUGCUCAUCGCCGAGGCUCAACACGUGGUGCCUCCUUCCCCCUGCCGGCAGAUGAUUGCUUGCUGUCCGCAGCAGGCCCCAACAAAUAUGCCCAUGCCAAACCCUCCAUUGAACAGUGGACAGGCAGCCGGGCUUGGGCGAGGUGAUUGGCUGCUUCUUAUUUCAGGUUAUGAAGACUAUAGUUAUGGAUAUGGAUACGGUCAGGAUAACUCUGGCAAUUAUGGGUACGGUAUGGCCGCUUCAAACACUUGGGAAAUGCCUAAUUCUGAUACAGACAUGAACUUUAACGCUUCCACUGGUAACCGUGCUGAUGGUGUAAUAACAAAAUUUAACCAGCGCUUAGAUAUGGUGUCUCAUCUAGAAACUGAUACGAUGCAAGGAGGACAUUAUGGCUCAGGUGGAGACAGGUAUGAUACAUAUGAGUCCUACGACUCAAGGUCUUCACUGAACGACCGUGAUCUAUACAGAUCCGGCUACGAUUACAGUGAGGCUGAACAUGAAACCGACAAUGCCUAUGAAGGCCACUAUGACAACUCCUAUGGGAACCGCAGGGACCAGUACCACAACAGAGCACGUGACAACUUUGGCCAUCGGGGUCAAAACUGGCCCAGAGACGGGCGAAAUAACAGAUCCAUGCAAGCCCCAUAUUCUGGGCGCAUGGGUGGACAGUGGAAUGAGCCCCAAGCGCCAAUGGGAGGACGGGGCCAUGGCCCCAAUAGGCCCCCAUCCCUUUUCUCCCACAAACUUUUCCCUGAAUACAAUAUGUUCCAGGGAAUGCGAGGUUUCUCUGGCAACAUGCGCUUUGGAGGUGGCGGCAUGAAACAACGCAUGAGGAGAAACUGGAAAAUGUGGGACGCAGAUUUUAAAAAAAAAAGAAUAAAGCCUGAGCCAGCUUCUAAUAAACGCAAACAAGCUAACAGUUCUGAUGAGCCAGACAGCAAAGCAGCAAAAACCGAUGGCUCUGACAAUUCAGACUCUGAUAAUGAAGAGGGACCCGAAGGAGAAGCUGCCGAGAAGAGUUCUAAAGCUGAAGGAGAGGGGGAAGGUGGUGAAGAUGAAGAAAGAAAAGGAGACUCUGAGAAGGGAGCCCUGACAAUUCAGGAAGAGAUCAGUCAAAUCAAGCGCAAAUUGCAAGCUGGCAAGAAAACUCAGGAGAGGCAGAAAAAGAGGUACCGUGAUCGGAUGGUGGAAAGGAUUCAGUUUGUGUGUUCAUUGUGCAAGUAUCGUACUUUCUAUGAGGAUGAGAUGACCAAUCAUUUGGAGAGCAAGUUUCACAAGGAGCACUUUAAAUUUGUUGGAACCAAGUUACCCCAGCAGACAGCUGACUUCCUCCAGGAAUAUGUAGCUAACAAAACAAAAAAAACAGAAGAACGCCGUAAGGCAAUUGAAGAUAUUAAUGCAGUUAUACAACAAAUCUACAAAGACCAAGAUCUGACCCAGGAUAUAGGUAUGGAGCACUUUUUAAAAAAGGUGGAGGCUGCUCACUGUGUUGCAUGUGACCUCUUCAUCCCAAUGCAAUAUGGAAUUAUCCAGAAACAUCUGAAGUCGCUUGACCAUAACCACAACCGCAGAGCUAUGAUGGAACAAUCCAAGAAAUCAUCAUUAGUAGUUGCAAGAAGUAUUCUUAACAAUAAACUUAUCAGCAAGAAACUGGAGCGAUAUCUCAAGGGUGAGAAUCCUUUCACAGAUGACCCUGAAGAAAAAGAGGAACAUGAGGAAGGUGAGGCAGGAACUAGUGGGAACAUGGAGGAAGGAGCGCCUGAAGGUGAAGAAAACAAGGCCGAUGAGGAAGCCAAAAGUGGAGACAAUCUGGAUGAAGAAAAUCCAGUUGAAGAAAGUGGUGCAGAAAAUAAGGGUGAAGAAGGGGAAGGGGAAGAGCCAGAACAGAUGGAGGACUGGAACUUGAACACGUCCCAGGAAGCCCUUGCUGCUGAGCAGGAGCAAGAGUCUGAGGAAGAAAGAAAAGGAAUUAUACCUUCAGAGGAGGUGGAGCCACCUGAUGAGUAAACAUUCAAAGAAGGGUGACGCAUCUGGAGACGCUGCAUUAAAACUUUUAAAACCAUAACUGUAUUUGUGACACUACAUGGCACGCGGCUUUUGGUUCUCAUUGACUACAUCUUCACCUAGUUACAGCACUUAAAAGCCUUUAUCUGUAAAGUGUUUUGGAAAUAGCUUUUUUAAAUCAAACCUUCAUUGUAUUAGUUAGGUUUUGUGCAGUACAAUUUCUAGGUGGCUUUGUACUAGGAAAAUAACCCCCCCCCUUUUGAGUAAAUACUCAAAACCAAA
Molecule: messenger RNA, 2505 nt
Organism: Euleptes europaea (tarantolino)
Lineage: Eukaryota; Metazoa; Chordata; Lepidosauria; Squamata; Sphaerodactylidae
Gene: AKAP8L
Product: A-kinase anchoring protein 8 like
Exons: 14
Coding region: 1-2226 (741 amino acids)
Cellular component (GO): nucleus; nuclear matrix
Molecular function (GO): DNA binding; protein kinase A regulatory subunit binding
Source: RefSeq, a predicted model, not a curated record